CAUACCUAACAAUAUUCUACAAAUACAAAUUUUCUUGGCUGAAGACGUCAGGUCUUGAAACUCGAUGGGGAAAAUAUUAACAUCACUGUAAAGAACGAGUCUUCCAAAGUCAUUUUCUUCCUCCAUCCAAAAAUAAUGGAAAGCAACCAAUCCGCGAGAGAGAAAGAGAGCAUGGUGGAAGAAGUGUUCGAGGACAUGUUGCCAGUGAUGGCAGAGAAGCUGGGUGUGGAGACCUUUGUGUCUGAGUUGUGUGGAGGUUUCAAGCUUCUUGCCGACCCGGAAACGAGUUUGAUCAGUGGUGAGAGUCUGAUGAGGAAUUCGGCUCUAUUGGGUAUGAAUGGGAUGAGCAAAGAGGAAGCAGAGGCCAUGGUCGGACAGGGCGAUCUUGAUGGGGAUGGGAAGCUCAAUGAGACUGAGUUUUGCAUCCUUAUGCUCAGGCUUAGCCCUGGGAUCAUGGAAGAAGCCGAAGCUUGGCUUCACAAGGCACUUCAACAACAUCUCACCAAAUCAUCAACUUAAACUCCAUCCUUCUGCAAUCAAUUGUAAGUUAUUUUUGUCUGAUGGCUGUAUCAUGCAAGUUAAAUAAACUCAUUUAACACUCAGAUAUUCUGUAAUAUUUUAACAAAAUCUACUUGUCAUUGACUUGUUUAUAUUCGUAU
Molecule: messenger RNA, 659 nt
Organism: Vigna radiata var. radiata (mung bean)
Lineage: Eukaryota; Viridiplantae; Streptophyta; Magnoliopsida; Fabales; Fabaceae
Product: calcium-binding protein KIC
Exons: 1
Coding region: 136-519 (127 amino acids)
Molecular function (GO): calcium ion binding
Source: RefSeq, a predicted model, not a curated record